GGUUGACAACAGUGGCCUCUCAGUUUGUAUCCUGGUAGAGAACAACAUUAUUUUAUCUUCUGAGGCAGUUUAUGUGUAAAGUGUGUCACGGUUACCGGGUGUUGAUGAGUGUGUUUCGGUGACAGCCCUCCAGCAGCAGCGGUCGUUGUGUUUACAGCGUCUCUCGGUCCAACAUGGCGGCGGUAGACGUGGAGGAUGAGAGCAUUCUGGCGUCGAUCUUUAAGGACAGCUUCCCGGACAGCUGGAGGGACAACCCGGACUUCGCGGCCUACCUGUCCGAGCUCAGCUCCUUCGGGGUGGAGAAGCUGAGCCGGGAGCCAGAGCGGCUGGCGGAGGAGCGGGCUCAGAUCCUGCAGCAGACCCGGGAGCUGGCCUUCUCCAACUACCAGACCUUCAUCCGAACCGCCGACUGCACCGAGCACAUCUACCGGGACUUCGGCCGGGUGGAGAGCAGCGUGUCCCGGCUGCUGGACAAGCUGCCCGGCUUCGGCGAGAGAUGCAGGGGCUUCAUGAAGGAGGCGGAGGACAUCGGAGCCAGUCGACGGAUGAACAGCCUCACGUUGAACCGUCACACUGAGAUCCUGGAGAUCCUGGAGAUCCCGCAGCUCAUGGACACCUGCGUCCGCAACGGAUACUACGAGGAGGCUCUGGAGCUGGCGGCGUACGUUAAGAGGCUGGAGAAGAAGCACUCGUCGCUUCCCGUCAUCCAGGGAAUCGUGCGUGAAGUGCGUCAGUCGACUCAGCUGAUGCUCAACCAGCUGCUCCAGCAGCUGCGCAGCAACUCGCAGCUUCCCGUCUGCCUGCGUGUGAUUGGCUACCUGCGCAGGAUGGACGUGUUCACGGAGGCGGAGCUUCGGGUGAAGUUCCUGCAGGCUCGAGGCACGUGGCUGCACUCCAUCCUCGCCGCCAUCUCUGAGGACGACCCCUACUUCCACAUCACCAAAACCAUCGAGGCCUGCAGAGUCCACCUGUUCGACAUCAUCACCCAGUACAGAGCCAUCUUCUCUGAUGAGGACCCGCUGGUGCCUCCCGCAGGCGGCCAGGUGGCGGUGAACGAGGCCGCCAUCUUCCACGGCUGGGUGGUGCAGAAGGUGGCUGAGUUCCUGGAGACGCUAGAGAGGGACCUGCAGCGGGGCGUGGGGGGCCGCCUGGACUCCCUGCUGGGUCAGUGCAUGUACUUCGGUCUGUCCUUCAGCAGGGUGGGGGCGGACUUCCGCGGCCAGCUGGCGCCCAUGUUCCAGCGCGUGGCGGCGGAGACGUUCCGCAGGGCCGUGCAGGAGGCAGUGGACAAGUUCCAGGAGGACAUGAACCUGUAUACGCUCAUCGCCCUGCCCUCGGUGCUCGGAGGGACCAUCCCCCCCGUGGCCCCCAGCACCCAGCCCGGCACCCUGCAGCCCCCCAUGUCCCUGCUGGACUUCCAGCCGCUGGCCUGCUUCCUCAACAACAUCCUGACCGCCUUCAACGACCUGCGGCUCUGCUGCCCCAUCGGACUUGCUCAGGACGUCACCACGAGCCUCGAGGACGCCCUCAAGAUGGUGACCCGUCAGAUUUUGGUGUUUCACCGUGCCGAGGAGUCGGCGUUCAGCAGCAGAGAGAAGGAGCUUUUUGUUCAGUUCUGCAGUUCGUACGCUGAAGACCUGCUGCCGUUCCUCAACCGCUGCCUGCAGGUCCUGUUUCCUCCGGCUCAGCUCGCGCUCAUCCUGGGAGUUCCUCCGACUCAGCUGCACAAGUACGGCAAUCUGGGCUGCAUCGACCUCGCCGCCGUCCUGGAGCCUCUGGAGUUCGUGCUCCCACAGAGAGAGAUAUUAGCACCGCCACCGCCAGCCUCAGCGGCGCCAGAGCUUGACAUCGCCUCUGAACUGAGCAGCCUGACGUUUGAGACGCAGCUCAAAGAACCAGCGACAGGUCAGGACCUCACAGAGGAGGCAGGAAGUCCCGCCCUGUCACCGCCCCCCUCUGGUCUCAGAGACUCUGAAGAGCGAGAUGAGGAGACUAUACAGGAUGAAGACUUUUCUCUGGAGUGACGGACAGAAGGACUGAAACAAUGUGUGAGGACUUCUCUGUGGGCUGUUGGUCUGAAUGAUGAAUCACUUUGGACUCUGGGAACUGGUGACGGACAUCUUGUCUCUGUGGACACUUUAAUGAUAAUUUAAUAAACGGUCGUUUCUCUAAC
Messenger RNA from Epinephelus moara (kelp grouper), 2173 nucleotides. It is a transcript of the gene cog8, whose product is annotated as component of oligomeric golgi complex 8. The record is from RefSeq and is a predicted model, not a curated record. The transcript is spliced from 5 exons. NCBI's taxonomy places the organism in Eukaryota, Metazoa, Chordata, Actinopteri, Perciformes, Serranidae. Bases 174 to 2024 code for a protein of 616 amino acids. Gene Ontology annotation, biological process: intra-Golgi vesicle-mediated transport. Gene Ontology annotation, cellular component: COG complex.